AUGCCGCGGCCGGGGAAAAGCUCGUACAGCGACCAAAAGCCGCCCUACUCGUACAUCUCGCUGACUGCCAUGGCAAUCCAGCACUCGGCUGAGAAGAUGCUGCCGCUGAGCGACAUCUACAAGUUCAUCAUGGAGCGCUUCCCCUACUACCGCGAGCACACGCAACGCUGGCAGAACAGCCUACGCCACAACCUCUCCUUCAACGACUGCUUCAUCAAGAUUCCGCGGCGGCCCGACCAGCCUGGCAAGGGUAGCUUCUGGGCGCUGCACCCUGACUGCGGCGACAUGUUCGAGAACGGCAGCUUCCUGCGGCGCCGCAAGCGCUUCAAGGUGCUGCGCGCGGACCACGCUCACCUGCAUGGGGGAAGCACCAAGGGCGCGCCCGGCGCUGGUCCCGGAGGGCACCUUCAUCCUCACCAUCCCCACCACCCUCACCACCACCACCACCACCAUCAUCACGCGGCCGCUCACCACCACCAUCACCACCACCCACCCCAGCCGCCGCCACCCCCUCCACCACCGCACAUGGUGCCCUAUUUCCAUCAACAGCCUCCUCCUGCUCCGCAGCCGCCCCCGCACCUCCCGACGCAGCCUCCGCAGCAACCGCCCCAGCAAUCGCAGCCUCAGCAGACGUCCCACCCUGGCAAGAUGCAGGAGGCAGCGGCCGUGGCUGCGGCGGCGGCGGCGGCGGCAGCGGCAGCGGUGGGCAGCGUGGGGCGCCUGUCGCAGUUCCCACCCUACGGGCUGGGAUCUGCUGCCGCUGCUGCCGCGGCGGCCGCCGCGUCCACGUCAGGCUUCAAACACCCGUUCGCCAUCGAGAACAUCAUCGGCCGGGACUACAAGGGCGUGCUGCAGGCUGGCGGGCUGCCCUUGGCGUCGGUCAUGCACCACCUGGGCUACCCGGUGCCCGGCCAGCUCGGCAACGUCGUCAGCUCCGUGUGGCCGCACGUUGGUGUUAUGGAUUCAGUGGCCGCGGCCGCUGCUGCUGCAGCCGCAGCCGGAGUCCCUGUAGGCCCAGAGUACGGAGCCUUCGGUGUCCCAGUCAAGGCCCUUUGCCACUCGGCAAGCCAGAGCCUGCCUGCUGUGCCGGUGCCGAUCAAGCCUACGCCUGCACUGCCGCCCGUGACCGCGCUGCCGCCAGCUCUCCCCGUCCCCGCGGCCUCGCAGCAGCCGCCAGCGCCAUCCUCUGUGUGCUCCGCGGCUGCGGCCUCUCCGGUCGCUUCUCUACUUGAGCCCAACGCCCAGAGCACCUCCGAGAACAAGGGUGGCUCCUUACAUUCGGUGCUGGUGCACUCCUAG
Messenger RNA from Otolemur garnettii (small-eared galago), 1299 nucleotides. RefSeq names its product forkhead box B2 (gene FOXB2). The transcript has a single exon. Gene Ontology annotation, biological process: cell differentiation; regulation of transcription by RNA polymerase II; anatomical structure morphogenesis. Bases 1 to 1299 code for a protein of 432 amino acids. The record is from RefSeq and is a predicted model, not a curated record. Gene Ontology annotation, molecular function: DNA-binding transcription factor activity, RNA polymerase II-specific; RNA polymerase II cis-regulatory region sequence-specific DNA binding. NCBI's taxonomy places the organism in Eukaryota, Metazoa, Chordata, Mammalia, Primates, Galagidae.